This is a messenger RNA of Anopheles maculipalpis, 1685 nucleotides long. Its product is annotated as G protein-activated inward rectifier potassium channel 3-like. Bases 20 to 1681 code for a protein of 553 amino acids. Gene Ontology annotation, molecular function: inward rectifier potassium channel activity. Gene Ontology annotation, cellular component: plasma membrane. Gene Ontology annotation, biological process: regulation of monoatomic ion transmembrane transport; potassium ion import across plasma membrane. The record is from RefSeq and is a predicted model, not a curated record. The transcript has 9 exons. NCBI's taxonomy places the organism in Eukaryota, Metazoa, Arthropoda, Insecta, Diptera, Culicidae.
GAACCUCUAAGGUGCAAAGAUGACGAAAUUAUUGGAAGACGUUCGGCAAACGGAGGCAGGUGAUCCGGAUGCAGCCUGGACAAAGCUACUCGAUGAUACCAGCUCCACACACAAACCGCCCAUCAUUAUUGGACCUGCUUCGGCUCAUCCAGAAAUUGUACCCGACGCCGUAAAAGAGCUACUGGUGACGGUCGAUCCGGAAACGGGGAAAACCCAGCAAACGAUCGAGGGUGCGAUCGCUACCGGCGACCGAGCUGCUGCAGGCGGACGGCGUCGAGAAUCGAUCCUCGGAACAUUCCACCGACAGUUGCGGAUGUCGUUAAAGGCGGUCAGUGAAACACCGGGGCCACUCACAAGAUACCGGCAGACGCGAUACAGCUCGAGGAGGAUUCGAAAGCGAGUGAUCUUCAAGCAGGGCGACUGCAACGUUAUCCAAGGCAAUGUAGCAAAAAGGCGUCGCCGUUAUUUACAGGAUAUCUUUACCACUCUGGUGGACAUUCAGUGGAGAUGGACACUGUUCGUUUUCGCCUGCUCCUUCAUACUGAGUUGGUUAGGAUUUGGCGCCAUUUGGUACCUGAUCGCAUUAAGCCAUGGAGACAUUCAAGCGGCCGGUGAUGAAAGCCACAAGCCUUGUGUGACGUAUAUUUAUGGCUUCACAUCGGCAUUCUUAUUUUCCCUUGAAACCCAGCACACGAUAGGUUACGGUAAUCGUUACAUUACCGAGGAAUGUCCGGAAGGUAUAUUUAUUCUAGCCCUGCAGAGCAUUACCGGUGUUUUCAUACAAGCAUUUAUGGUCGGCAUUGUGUUUGCGAAGCUGUCCCGCCCGAAGAAGCGUGCCCAAACGUUAUUAUUUUCCAAGAAUGCUGUCAUCUGCCAUCGAGACGGUGUACCGUGCCUGCUGUUCCGGGUGGGUGAUAUGCGCAAGAGCCACAUCAUUGAGGCGCAUGUGACGGCACAGAUAAUUCGUCGGAAGGUCACCAAAGAAGGAGAAGUUCUUCCAUUUUACCAACAAAACAUGGAGGUCAGUUGUGAUGGGGGAGAUGAUCGGUUAAUGUUCAUCUGGCCGACGAUUGUGGUGCACAAGAUCGAUCGCGAUAGUCCGUUGUAUGGGCUGUCCGCACAAGAUAUGCUGAAGGAACGGUUCGAGAUCGUUGUCAUGUUGGAGGGAGUCGUGGAGUCAACCGGUAUGACCACACAAGCACGCAGCAGCUAUUUGCCAUCCGAGAUCCUUUGGGGACAUCGUUUCGAGUCGGUAGUUACAUUCAAGCGGGAAACUGGAGAGUACGAGGUCGAUUACACCACAUUUAACAACACGUACGAGGUGGACACUCCGUUGUGUAGUGCACGCCAACUGCACGAUGUGAAAAAAGAGCUCAACAAACAAAAUGGUGUAACAGAGGUGUCUUCCGAUACCGAUGAAUCCGACACAUCAUCGGUGGACAACGUAUCGUCCCGCAAAAAUUCCCUCAACAAUGGCUACCUACGCUUCACGCCCGUCUACGCCAACGCGAACGAACAAUCGGGAAUGAAUGUCACCAAUGGAGUGGUAGGUGAUCCGAUGACACUACCACCAGCCAUUAUUGUGCCCGGUGUACCACCAUCCGCGUCACCCGGAAGUGAGCGCAAGAAGAACUUUCGGAAGUUGUCCAUCAAGGAGCCGUCGAUGGAUUCCAUCUGUUAGCAGC